AUGCUGACAUUGACAAAAUCAGAAAGAGGUGUUAAGGUGUUGACCUGUAGGGAAUACGUUGCAGAGAUGUACGGCAAAGAAGGGGUUAGGCUUCUGAGCCAUAUCAUACGAGCUCAGAUGAACGAUGACCACAAAUCCGAUGACAAUGACAUGUUGGUUCAGAUAGGCACGUUCAGCCUUUUUGUUCUGUUGCGACCAUCGCUUAGCCACCUCUGGGACUUACUCCUGUGGGUAUACCUGACAUUCCGUCGACCAGUGCGGGGAAACGUCUCUGUGUCAACGGGGAUAAUCGAUGGGAAUAAGGUGACUCUCAAACGUUUAACUCAGUUGGAAAGGCCAGCGAAUAGCUGUUGGCUCAGUCUCUUCGAAACCGCGGUCAUUGCGUCAGACCCUCGCAUUCAGCCCGAAGAGGGAUUCCACUUGAAUCUAAACUUCCAUCUCAUGCUUCAAUUGGCAGCAGUCGAGUAUCCAGUCAUGGUUGACUCUGGCCUGGUACUCAUGGGAUACUCAACUGCUCUCCUACCUGUGCGGAAGGAUCAUGAAUCAGUCCUCUGGCACCUGGAAACAGCGAACCACGACUUUCAACUGCGAACCACUGAACUUGCAGCAGUCAAAAGAGAUUGGAUGAAGACAACAAAGUUGGAGGACCUCCAAACAAAGACGGUCUUGCUGGGCUGGUGCCCAGAGGCAGUGACGCAAUUAGGAACGAAAAAUGUAAAUUCCACAAUCGGAUGGUCCGAUGCGAAGCCCAAACACACUACAUGGAGUUGGACUGGAGCAAGCCUGCAGCUGAUAGCAACGAGCGUAUCUCCGUUUCAGAUUGGAGGAGGGCUUAGCAUAGCCUUUGAGAGAAGAAUCAACACACUACGAUUCAGUCCUCAAAGAAACUAUGUCAAAUGCCUCCGCGGUAGUGCAAUGGAGCCAAUUAUUCUCUAUGAUGUUAGUGAAUCGAGGGCUUGGCUCGUCCCCUUGAUUAUCGUGUUCCAUCAAAUGCUCCUAGCAUACUGCGAAAGAAUACCAGAGGUAUGCUCGAAAGGAACCGUACCAAUAAUGAAGGCUCCAUCCAUCGGUGCUAAUCAAUCAUUGUGCCACCUUCAAUCUUGCGGUUCAUUGGUGAUUGAAGGCUCCGGAGACGACAAGCUGACUGUUCGGGAAUUAAUACUUGGCUUUUCUGUCAAUAUGUCCAAAGCUCGCUUGCAUGCCCCCAGACGAUGUAGCAUCUUUGGCUACGAGUUUAUGGACAUUGUUACAGAUUCUCCGAGAAGUGAGCUCAAGACAACGCAGAUUGACAAAGAAGGAUUGGCCUGGUCAUUCUUGUUGAAUGAAGUCAACUGUUUAUUUUGCUCCCAACUUGGGGAUGUUAUUGUUGGGUUGAAGUCCAGCGAUAUAAAGUCGCUCUGCAAUCGGCUUCCUAAGGGCUCUGACUGGCUGGCGACUACGAUUCGCACCUUGGACAUUCUGCAUCGCCGAAGUGGAGACCAUUAUUGGUCCUUGACGGGGUCACCUUUCCAAAAGUGCGACCACGGCAAUGCAAGCGGCGCAGUGGUUUUCGGCCAGGGAAAAAGGCCGGUGCUGUCCAGUACUCAGGGUUCAGACUCAAAUGUGGAAAUGGCGGCUCCAGAUCAGGUCAUUGAGCCCUCUUCCCCUAUAUCAACGGACAGAGUCGCAUCACAGCAACAGCGUGAUAUUUCCAUCUCUCUCUCCUUCGAGACCUUGACCGACGCUUGA
Molecule: messenger RNA, 1728 nt
Organism: Aspergillus pseudonomiae
Lineage: Eukaryota; Fungi; Ascomycota; Eurotiomycetes; Eurotiales; Aspergillaceae
Exons: 4
Coding region: 1-1728 (575 amino acids)
Source: RefSeq, a predicted model, not a curated record